Molecule: messenger RNA, 1362 nt
Organism: Coccomyxa subellipsoidea C-169
Lineage: Eukaryota; Viridiplantae; Chlorophyta; Trebouxiophyceae; Coccomyxaceae
Exons: 9
Coding region: 52-1362 (436 amino acids)
Biological process (GO): pyruvate decarboxylation to acetyl-CoA
Cellular component (GO): intracellular membrane-bounded organelle
Molecular function (GO): pyruvate dehydrogenase (acetyl-transferring) activity
Source: RefSeq, a predicted model, not a curated record
GGGCAGGGCCGUUGCAAUCGCGACUUUCCUCAAUUAGAAAGGGGAGCUGCCAUGUCGUCUGUUUUCGCCCAGGGCACUGGGGCACAGGCUUUCUGCAGUGCUGAGCAACGCAGGACCACGCACCUUGCCCAUGGAGCAGCCUUCACCGGGCGCCCUUUGCUGCCAGUGCAUGUGCAAUUGCCUAGAAGAGUAAGGAGCAUUGAAAAGCCGCAGGCAAUUGCAGCCAAGCCGGCUCCAGUCGAAGCUCCUGUGAAGUCAUCCAAAGUUGCCACCAGCAAGGCUGACUUGUCUCCAGAGGUCGCUGCUGAUCUUUAUCGCGACAUGUUCUUGGGGAGAGAAUUCGAGGAGAUGUGUGCUCAAAUGUACUACCGAGGCAAGAUGUUUGGUUUUGUCCAUUUAUACUCAGGCCAGGAGGCAGUGUCAACUGGCGUCAUUCGCAACCUGCGCGCGGACGACUACAUCUGUUCAACCUACCGUGAUCACGUGCACGCCCUGAGCAAGAAUGUGCCCCCUCGGGAGAUCAUGGCCGAGCUGUUUGGCAAGAAGACAGGCAUCUGCAGGGGCCAGGGUGGCUCCAUGCACAUGUUCUCUGCCAAGCACAACCUGCUGGGAGGUUAUGCAUUCAUUGGCGAGGGAAUUCCCAUUGGGCUAGGAGCAGCUUUUCAGGUCCGCUACAGGAGGGAAGUUCUGGGAGAUGAGACUGCUGACCAGGUCUGCUGCAGCUUCUUCGGUGAUGGCACCUGCAAUGUUGGCCAGUUCUACGAGUGCCUCAAUAUGGCCAGCCUCUACAAGCUGCCGGUCAUUUUUGUAGUGGAGAACAACAAGUGGGCCAUCGGCAUGUACCACCCGCGCGCCACAGGGCCCUCCGCCGGCGAUGACGACCCGUACAUCUACAAGAAGGGCCCCGCCUUUGGCAUGCCCGGCGUCCUCGUGGACGGCAUGGACGUGCGCAAGGUGCGUGAGGUGGCGGCCGAGGCGAUUGCGCGCGCGCGGCGCGGCGACGGCCCGACGCUGAUCGAGGCGGAGACGUACCGCUUCCGCGGCCACUCCCUGGCCGACCCGGAUGAGCUGAGAAAGAAGGAGGAGAAGGAGCACUACCAGGCGCGCGACCCCAUCCCGCAGCUAAAGAAGUACAUUAUGGAGGCGGGCCUGCUGUCGGAGGGGCAGAUCAAGGACAUUGAGAAGGACGUCAUUGAGAUCGUGGACGAAGCCGUCAAGUUUGCCGACGAGAGUCCCAAGCCGGUGCGCGGGCAGCUGCUGGAGAAUGUGUUUGCCGACCCCAAGGGCUUUGGCAUCGCGCCCGACGGCCGCUACCGCUACGAACUGCCCGGCUUCUCAGCCGGUACCGCUGUCGUCUCAUAG